Molecule: messenger RNA, 1832 nt
Organism: Malus domestica (apple)
Lineage: Eukaryota; Viridiplantae; Streptophyta; Magnoliopsida; Rosales; Rosaceae
Source: RefSeq, a predicted model, not a curated record
GAUAAAGUUCUUUCGGUCCAGAAAGGACACUAAAACUCCUAAUGGGCCGGAAGGAUUUCUAUCAACCACAAACAACUUGACUUCUUUAACAAGAGCCGUUAGAUUAUUUGACCAUAUAGAAUUCAAUGGCUCUUAUUUAGAUGUGUAACCUAAAUGUGAACGUUUAAUGUGCGUGGUAAAAGGAAUACCAAAUUAGAAAGGAAAAGAAACACCACCGACGAACAACUCUAUAUAUACACAACCAGACCAGAAAAUCCAACUUUUCACAAUUCACUAGGCUACUAGCUCUCUCAAACUACUUGAAACAAACAUGGAGGGCAAACGAGCAGGCUUUGGAAGUGGAAAGAAGGCUGCGGGCAAUAUCGACAUACGAAGUUUGGACCAACAGUUGGCGAGGCAUCUCGACCGACUAUGCUCAAUGGAGAAGAAGGAGAAGACGAAAGAGUUGCUUGACGGCCAAGAAAGCAAAGUCAUCAGAGACGACAACACCAGAGUUGUUGCGGCCAUCAAGCCGGCAAAAGAGGAGGAGGAGUGGCAAAUCGUGCCGGAUAAACUCUUCGUGAAGCAAGUUUUCGCCCGUGGAACGUUUGGUUCCGUCCAUAGAGGCCUCUACGACGGCCAACAAGUCGCAGUCAAAUUUUUGGAGUGGGGAGAAGAAGGCCAAAACACAAAAGCUCAAAUAGCUUCUUUGCAAAACGAUUUUAGACGGGAGGUUUCUGUUUGGCAUAAACUUGAUCACCCCAACAUUACCAAGUUCAUUGGAGCCGCAACAAAAACAUCAAAACUAAAAUCCCACAGUAAGGUAGAGAUAAGCCCUAACUCCGCCUGCGUUAUCGCGGAGUAUCUUUCCGGCGGUACGCUAAAAUCUUACCUCAUAAAGCACCGGGAAAGGAAGCUACCUCUCAAGACUGUCAAACAAAUGGCACUUGAUCUUGCUAGAGGGUUGAGUUACUUGCACAGCAAGAAUAUUGUUCAUCGAGAUGUGAAAUCGGAAAACCUGCUUCUUGACAAGGACGGUAGGGUAAAGAUAGCGGAUUUCGGCGUUGCUCGUUUCCAGGCUUCGAAUUCAAGCGAGAUGACAGGCUACACCGGCACAGCUGGAUACAUGGCGCCUGAGGUCAUAGAAAAUAAACCAUAUGACGAAAAAUGUGACGUUUACAGCUUCGGAAUUUGCUUAUGGGAGAUGUAUCGCUGCGAUAUGCCAUAUCGUAACGUCGGAUUCUCAGAAUUGACUUCAGCAGUUGUGAAUGACAAUUUAAGACCAGAGAUACCGAAGGGUUGCCCUAGCUCCUUAGCUAAAGUGAUGAUCAGGUGCUGGGAUUCAAAACCGAACAGAAGGCCAGAAAUGGCAGAGGUUGUCUCGAUGCUAGAGGUAAUUGACUUUUCAGAAAAUAAAGGUUUGGGUUGCUUCUCCAUCUUCAGCUGCAAACAGUAAGGCAAAUCAAUGGGAAAAUAAAACGGAGCUCCUACAGACAAAGAACUACGAGAUCGCUCUUCAUUCUGGGGCAACGGAGGGAUCAUACCAUUCGAAAGGAAGAAGGCGAAAUUCUUUUUCCUUUCCAAACGAAUUGUCAAAUACACACAUUUGUAGUAAAAAUUUGUAUCACUUAUAUGCGAAAGGCUAAAAGUGGGUUUGAACUGACGUUGCUUAUGUUGGUGGAGCAAUUAGUGAAGCAUAAGUUGACAAACUCACCAAAAAUGGUCAGUAAUGUAAACGACUAUGAUGUACGCCUUGUCCUGGCAAACUGGUAUCCUCUCAGCUCUCGAAGAAACGGCAUCUUAACCAGUUUUCCAGGCUACACAAUGCUGAAGUCAAAAGAUCAUUUACACCA